Messenger RNA from Porites lobata, 399 nucleotides. The record is from the annotation of a GenBank genome assembly. Lineage: Eukaryota; Metazoa; Cnidaria; Anthozoa; Scleractinia; Poritidae.
AUGGAAUCAAGAUCAAGAGAAACUACUCCUACAAAAGAGGAUUUGAAUUUUAUAGUUGAUGAUGGUUAUAGACAAGAUGUGGACCCAGAUUAUGUCCCAAAUGAUAAGUAUCUUGUAAGUGGAAAAGAGUUUAAAAAGUUAACACAAAAUGCUAAAAAACUCGGUGCUGAAUCACUUGUUUAUUCAACACGAAAAAAUAACAAAUACAUGGUUACACUUCCAAGUGGAAAAAAAGUUCAUUUUGGUUCCUCAAAAUAUGAGGAUUAUCUUACUCACAAAGACAAAGAUAGAAGAUAUAAAUAUCUUGCUAGAGCUACAAAAAUUAAGAAUAAACAAGGAGAAUUAACUCAUAAUAAUCCAGAAUCAUCUAACUAUUGGUCAACAAAACUUCUUUGGUAG